CAUCUAGAUCGAUAUAAUAUUUAACCAUAUUCUUACGUUAAAAAAAAGGAAAGAGAUCUAUCUGUAUCAGUUCCUUCAUUCAAUUUAAAAACAAAAUAUUGUUACAUGUGUGUUGUAUAUAUAUAAUGCAUACAAGUUACAACAUAGUUUCACAAUUCGUCCCUUAAUUGGAAGCUGCCACAAUCAACAUGUCGCAAGUCCUCUACUCUCUAACGCUCGUCUUUGUUUUCUUCGCAUCGACAAACAUCCAGAUAUCAUCAGCCAGUCCAUCAUCCUACUCCCAAAACCACAAAACGUUCGUGAAAACGGCUUGCAAUUCGACAACAUACCCCGACAAAUGCUACAAGUCCUUAUCCUCUUACUCAUCGAAUAUCAAAUCCGACCCCAUCAAGCUAUGCACCACCGCGCUUAACCUCAACGUGAAAUCCGCAAAGGAAGCAACUUCCGUCGUUUCUAAGCUUUUCAAAAAGUCUCAAAAGUCCACCGCCGGACGAAAGGAUAAAAUGUCACCGGAGACUCUUAUUCUCAAGGACUGCCUCGAGGAGAUGAAGGACGCAAUUAUUGAGCUCAAGCAAGCGGUCACGGAGAUGAAGACUCUACAAGAUGGUGGUUCGAUGGCUGAGCAUAUUACGAACGUUAGGACUUGGGUGAGCUCGGCGUUGACCGACGAAGGGACUUGUACGGACGGGUUCGAGGAGGUGAAAGUGAAUAAAGAAACGAAGAAGAAGGUAAAUAAGGUUGUUGAGGAACUUGCAACCACGACUAGUAAUACUUUGGCGCUUAUUACGAAUCUACGUUACUAGCUAACGAAUAAAAAAAAGGUUGUGAAAAUUAUAAUUAUUAUUGAUGAUUUAUUACUAUUCCUUGCAUGUGCAUGUUUCUUCUUUUGUUUUCUUCACGUCAAAAUAGAUGCGAUAAAUUUCUUGUAUCUACUAUAUAAUAUCGUAUCAUGUUAGAAUUAAUUUAAG
This is a messenger RNA of Arabidopsis lyrata subsp. lyrata, 968 nucleotides long. RefSeq names its product pectinesterase inhibitor 4. Gene Ontology annotation, molecular function: enzyme inhibitor activity. NCBI's taxonomy places the organism in Eukaryota, Viridiplantae, Streptophyta, Magnoliopsida, Brassicales, Brassicaceae. The transcript has a single exon. Bases 189 to 803 code for a protein of 204 amino acids. Gene Ontology annotation, biological process: negative regulation of catalytic activity. The record is from RefSeq and is a predicted model, not a curated record.